AUAAUUUAUCAUAAAUCUUAUCUUAAAAAAAUUAAAGAAUAUGGAAAUCAAGUAUCUGAAACAGGGCGAAAACGAUGUGCUUCAGAAACAGGAGUAAAUAGUCAAAGUAUUCUUUUUGAACUUAAAGCAACAAAGUUUUCAAGAUCUUUUCCAUUAGAUAUAAUGCAUCUUCUUUUCGAAGGAGUAUCUUCUUGGAUGUAUAAACAUUGGAAUGGAAUUUUUUUUUCAAACUCAGAACUAAAUAAUGCUAAAACUGAACAUCAUAUUAUGCCAAAAUGGAUUUGGGAAAAAAUUGGAGAAAUUAUGGAUAAAAAUAAAAAUAACAAAACAAUGCCUUCUGAAUUUG
Molecule: messenger RNA, 346 nt
Organism: Dentiscutata erythropus
Lineage: Eukaryota; Fungi; Glomeromycota; Glomeromycetes; Diversisporales; Gigasporaceae
Source: the annotation of a GenBank genome assembly